Molecule: messenger RNA, 339 nt
Organism: Helobdella robusta
Lineage: Eukaryota; Metazoa; Annelida; Clitellata; Rhynchobdellida; Glossiphoniidae
Exons: 3
Coding region: 1-339 (112 amino acids)
Source: RefSeq, a predicted model, not a curated record
AUGACGUCAUCUGUGACGUCAUCAUGGUUUCAUUUUCCAGCGGAUGUCUCUAUAAUGUCAUUAGAAAUUGAAGCAGAAGCUGGAUACUUGUUAUAUGUUGGAGGCAGAAAAUUCCACCUUGCCAGGGUUAAAGUGUGUGGAUGCAACAACACAUUUUACAUUAUCAAUAUUUUCCUCUUAUACCUUUCAUUCCACAUGAGUGAAAAAUAUUUUGGAUCCAAGAUGCUUGAAUUGAAAAAGAAAACAACUAAAAAGUAUAUUGCAAGUGAACAGAUGUUGGAAGAUUUAUCGAUGCUACAAGCAUUCGCUCACGAGAUAAACAUCAAUAGAGCUAAAUAA